Messenger RNA from Anopheles stephensi (Asian malaria mosquito), 1346 nucleotides. It is a transcript of the gene viaf, whose product is annotated as viral IAP-associated factor homolog. The transcript has 2 exons. Gene Ontology annotation, biological process: protein folding. Lineage: Eukaryota; Metazoa; Arthropoda; Insecta; Diptera; Culicidae. The coding region runs from base 302 to 1000 and encodes 232 amino acids. The record is from RefSeq and is a predicted model, not a curated record. Gene Ontology annotation, cellular component: cytoplasm.
CGUAAAUACUUAAAUUAAGUUUUAAAAUCGCUCGCCCUCAAUCUUGGAUACGUCAGUGGCUAACGUUCAAUAAAAAUAGAUAACAUAAAUCUUCCCGUCAAAAUCACGUUGGUUGACUCACAACACCGUGUGGUGGCCGCACGCAUCGUCGCCUUUCGGAACGUGUAUCUUAUUAAAAAUACAGCUUUCCUACACAAAGUGAUCUCACUUCGAACGGUAGAAUAGAGAGGAUUUACCAGAACCCAGUCCAUCAGCUGGGCCUAGUUUAGUUCUUCACUUCAAAACUUCCCGCUAAUCGAGAAUGCAGGACCCGAACGAAGAUACCGAGUGGAAUGAUAUUCUCCGCGCGAAGGGCAUUAUACCGCAGAAGCCCAAGGAGAAGGAAAUUACCGAAGAUGAAAUUAUCGGCAUGAUCGAAAGCACCAUCGCGGAGAAGCAGAAUGGGAAAGAUUUGUCCCAGCUAGAUCUGGACGAGCUGGACGAGCUGGAAGACUCGGAAGACGAGGCGGUACUGCAACAGUACAGGCAGAAGCGUAUCGCAGAAAUGCAGGCGGCUGCUAGCAGAGCCCGUUUCGGAACGGUGCGCGAAAUUUCUGGCCAAGACUACGUCGAGGAAGUGACAAGGGCAGGCGAAGGCAUCUACGUGGUGCUGCACCUGUACAGCCGUGGCAUACCAUUCUGUGCGUUGAUCAAUCAGCACCUGACGCAGCUGGCCACCGCUUUUCCCAUGACAAAGUUUGUCCGUGCAAUCGCAACCACGUGCAUCGCCAACUACCCGGAACGGAACGUGCCGACCAUAUUCGUGUACUACGAGGGUCAGCUGAAGAAACAGUUCAUCGGGUCAGUUGAGCUGGGCGGACCUAAUCUAACGUACGAAGAGCUGGAGUAUAUGCUCGGACAGACGAAAGCAAUCGAAAGCCAAAUUAAGGAGGAUCCACGGGAGUCGCGAAAGAUUAAGGACAAGAUGUUUGCCGAACUGUCGGACAAUAACGAUUGGUAGAGGUAGAGCAGGGUUGUGGAGAAUUAACGUAUGGCGGCAUUUUUUCUACAAAAUCUAAUAAAGUUAUCUGCUAUUUAUUGAUACUCGUGCGUGACAUGUGUCGAUCAUGUUCAGGGAAUUGGUUAUUUAUGCAAAAAUUGAACUCAGCACCGAAUAUUAAGAUGCAUAUUAACGCACUUAAAGAAAGAGUAAGACAAAACUCGAGAAAAAUAAACCAUGUUGUACGAACUAUCCGGCUGAGGAUGAAUAUUGGUAUUUUUAAAUCAACUAGUGACGCAAAUUUAUCAGGAUCGAUACCUUUCGCAAUUAUAAACAAAUAUAAAAGAUAUCCUGUCGUUACCUCUGA